Molecule: messenger RNA, 759 nt
Organism: Colletotrichum destructivum
Lineage: Eukaryota; Fungi; Ascomycota; Sordariomycetes; Glomerellales; Glomerellaceae
Exons: 2
Coding region: 1-759 (252 amino acids)
Source: RefSeq, a predicted model, not a curated record
AUGUUCAUCUCCAACACUUUGCUCGGCCUACUUGGCUUCACAAUAGCUGUCUACGCACAAUGUUCCAACCUCCUUAUUGACGACUUUUCACGGCCAACUCCCUCCGGUUUCAAUAACUUGACUUCGUGGACCAGUGACGACAACUCCAUGUCAAGCAUUGCCCUCGCAGGCGGAUCACUCUCGUUUACCCCCAAGCCCGACCACUCCUCGUACUUUUACGAGACCCUACCUUGUUACCAAGCAGCUACCCAGGGCUACAAAGCAUUGUCCUUGACUGUCAAGGGACCCAAGGACGCCUCCUUUAUGGUGGAGAUCCAGACCAAACAAGCAUGUACCGACAACGAGUAUCAAAGCCAGUGGGUUAUUAUCUCCGGCCUGACUGGGUCAGUCCAAGCUGUCAGCAUCUCCCUGUCUUCGUUCCCGGGCGCCAACUUGGACGGCAUCACGGGCUUCGUCUGGUCCACCUACUCCCAGUUCUCCGGCUAUGAGUUCAGCAACGUCAGAUUCACCUGCAACGAGGAGGCUGCGAGCUCGUCUACUUCAGCAUCUCGGUCCAUUUCAGCCUCUCCUGUCGCAUCUACGUCGUACUUCGUCGACUGUGUCAACUUCACAAGCCCGCUCUUCAAGUUCGGCCACCUCUUCCAGGACGACUACUCUCUCUGGCAGCAGCAGCGCCAGCCGCUCGUCAACUGUGUCCGGCUCAGUUACAGCUCAGUCAUCGCCCGCCUCGUCAAGUUGCAGCAACCUUCUCAUCGAUGA